GGUUUUAGGCUCUUGAUUCAGAUAAUAAAAACAACAGGUGAACAAGACAAGCUCUAUUGGCUUCUUUAUUUUCUAUUUUCGAACAGAUGGCAUGAAACCCAAUAUUCUGUAUGAAUCAUCGGACGGACUCAAGAAGAGCAUUCUAUACGAGUCCGUUGACGCUCAACCAGGAACUUCCUCGGAAUACGCUGUUGUUCAGAAACCUUCAAAAGGAAAGACUGGAUCUCCAGACGCAGUUUAUGCUGUUGUGAACAAACCGAAAACUGAACAACUCGAAAACGUUAACGAUGUGUAUGCAGAGGUUAAAAAAACAAAAAACAAAUUAGGGAAAGGAAAACAAAAAGAAGGGAAAAAGAAACAAACAGGCAAAGAUGACAAGAAGAAAACUAAGGGCGGGAAAGGCAACCACAAUGGUGCAGCUGGAGAUGCAUACGAACAAGUUGAAGCUGUCGAUGGAACAGGAGAUAAUAUCUACGCUAAUUGUGAUGGUGGUACAGCAGCUGCUGCGGAUGCGAAUCUUUCACGGAAAAAGAAUAAAGAUGGCCUCAUCUACUUGGACCUCGAAUUCAAAGAUGACAAUCAAAACGGCAGAAACUUCAUUAUCCAUGGUAUCGAAAACAAAACUGACUACGUAGAUGUCGAUUUCACGAAACAUGCGGAUCCCCUGCCACCAGACAAUGAAGAAGACCAGCAACCAGCGGAAACCAAAAACAACUAAUAUGAUCUGCUUUUGUUAAAUAACAGCAACAUUAAAGGAAACAAAACAACAUUUUCGCUUAGAUAUGAAUCCACCUUGAAUUUGCCUAAUUAUACAUCUAAUCAUAACACUAUGGUUCACAGGUGUUUUUGUUUGUGACCUCCAAAUGCAUAUUGGCUGUAACAAUUUGUUAUUCUAUUAACUGUGCGAUAUGUAUGAGAUUUGGCAGAAUUAUACAUUAAAUAGAAUAAUAUGUAUCUCUGCAGUAAAGAAUAUGAUUAUAAUAUGUAUGUGCCUUAACAUAUUGGGACAAACAUAUAACAUGUGGAAUUUUCCAUACGUAAGCUUAAUACCUAAAAUAAACUGUUGAAAAGUACAUUGGCCCUAAAAUCCUGCUUAGAUAAUUAUCUCCGAUACAUAUACGUCAUUUCAACACGGGAAAACGUGAAAAAAGAGGUCUCAAUAAUUAUCGGUAUAGGCUACCAACUUUAAUUUCACUACUUCUCCUUUAGAUAUUGCUGGUCAAGUUGAAAGGUCAAAGUUCGUCUUGGGCAUAUCUCUCAUAUUAUUCAAACUUGAAUAUUCAUAUUUUGUAUGGAAGUACAUCUUUGGAUGGCGAAGUAUAUGGUCAUUGUGACAUUAGUUUUGACCUUUGAAUAAAAAAAACCAGAUAUUUCUGAUGAUAAUGGGGUGAAGUUAGGGAAAAAAAGGUCACUGUGAUAUAUGUUUGACCUCUGGUUUAUUAACGUUUGUCGAAAGCCUGUCUUAUAUACUAUUUCAACUAGAGUAACCAAAUUUGGUAUGCAGAUAUAUCCUGAGAUGACAGGAUUUCUGUACCAAAAUUGCUGAUUAU
Messenger RNA from Mizuhopecten yessoensis (Yesso scallop), 1550 nucleotides. RefSeq lists its product as uncharacterized. The transcript has 6 exons. The coding region runs from base 92 to 718 and encodes 208 amino acids. The record is from RefSeq and is a predicted model, not a curated record. Lineage: Eukaryota; Metazoa; Mollusca; Bivalvia; Pectinida; Pectinidae.